CCGAAGAAGUUUCGGAGAUCUGGUCGUGGAUGAACUUUGUGUACCAAUUCUGCUAACUGAGGGCGGAACGGCCAACUCCAUGCGACCAGGAUUGUGUUGUCGCCAUUUUUCUACAUGUUGGAUAACUCUGGAUUUGUUGCAUGCUGCUUGGAUGCGGCUGUUGUGAGUCGGCUCUUCGGCAGCGGAGUAUAAGUCGAAGAGGUUAUUUGAGAUUUGAGGGAUUGUGUUGGAGGGCGAAACGGAGGAAAUUUGAAUUUGUGGGUCGUUUCGGAAGGUUGGGUUGAUCUGUCUUGUUUCGAAGAUGAAAUGGGUGCAGUGUGGACCUGGCGAUUUUGCGGGGGAUCCGCCUUCCCUGCGUAGUGGUCACUCCGCAGUUCGCGUCAAGGGCAAUCGUGUGGUGGUUUUUGGCGGGCUUUAUGACAAGAGUUUUCUUCAUGAUCUUCAUGUUCUCGAUAUAGAAAAUAAAUUGUGGUUUCAGCCGACGUGUACGGGUACCGCUGGAGAAGCGGGUCUAGUUGGACCUAGUCCACGUGCUUUCCAUGUCGCAGUUGCCAUUGAUUGUAACAUGUUCAUCUUUGGUGGUCGAUAUGGCCGUAAGCGUCUAGGAGAUUUUUGGAUGCUCGAUACAGAAACUUGGCAGUGGGUAGAGCUCACUGGCUAUGGCGACCUUCCCCCAGCUAGAGAUUUUGCAGCUGGAGCAUCUGUUGGCAACGGCAAGUUAGUGAUAUAUGGAGGUUGGGAUGGCUCAAAGUGGUUAUCCGAUGUCUAUGUGCUUAAUACACUAUCUUUCGAAUGGAUGCCUCUUCCAAUAACAGGGCCUGCUCCAUCUCCACGAUGUGGCCAUAGCGCAACCAUGGUGGAGAAGCGAAUGCUCAUCUUUGGUGGCCGAGGAGGUGGUGGGCCGAUUAUGGGCGACCUGUGGGCGCUAAAAGGCCUCUUUGAUGAAGAACAAGAACCACCAGCCUGGACGCAGCUGAAGCUUCCAGGUUCCGGGCCUGCUCCCCGUUGUGGCCACUCUACGACUUCAGGUGGAUCUCAGUUAUUGGUUUUUGGAGGCCACGGAACUGGCGGCUGGAUUACACGAUAUGACAUUUAUCAUAACGACUGUGUUAUUCUUGAUCGAGCGACGGUGCAGUGGAAGAGAUUGUCAGUGAGCAAUGAACCACCUCCAGCGAGGGCGUACCACACUAUGACUCGCAUAGGUCCGCGAUUCUUGCUGAUAGGAGGUUAUGACGGCAAAACAACGUUUGGUGACAUGUGGUGGCUUGUAAAUGAAGAAGAUGAAAUUGCAAAGCGUGCACUACUGUCUCCAGCCAGCAGUUUAAAAAGUCCUGGCCCGAACACUCUCAAAUCACCUCCACCAUCAACAGAUAGCAAGACUGAAGCUGAAGGCAUUACAUCGCCACUCCAUGAUCUGCGACAACGACUUGGAUUACCAGCCAUUGCUGCCGCGGAAGCUCCUGAAAUAGCUAGCGAUGAUAAAGAGCUUCUUGCGUUAGGGAAAGGAUUGUUGUCCGAAGCUGAUCAGAAUAGUCCAGCUACAGCAACUUCACUUCUCAAGGUAGUAAGAGCGCAUUGGAACCAAUCAAAUGCGCAAUCUAUUCAGCUGCGAGAGUUGAGUCCCUUACUUAGGGACUACCGGCGUUUGCUGGGCACUCAUCAAAGGUUGUUACUCCUCCAAUCUGUUCUCGUGAUGUCUUCUGCGAGUUCAGCAACUAGAAACCAAUUAGCAACAAAUUUGAAGGUAUCGCAUGGUCAUCUAAUUUCCAACUGGUUGACAAGGAUUAUUUUUGCAGUAGUGAAAUUUCGAGGGUUGGAGGUCUGGAUGGAGAAGGCACUACGCUGCAGAUAUACCGGUUCUACCACUUGAAGGAUGCGAACCAGAUACGAAUUGCCGACAUCCCUGCAUUGUUAUCAGAAUACAAGCAGCUGCUUUACCUGCAUGCGGAUUUGGAUUAGGCAUCCUGACUACGCUUCGCAAUCGUAAUGGUAAAUUAUGCUAGCAGGAAUCUAGUAUUUCACUCGUUAUUAUCUUGCAAAAUCCACAUUCUAGGUCUCCCAGUGUUCUGGGCUCCCAGAUUGGAGACCAAAAGUUUUUGGGAAAGUGGUAUUGAUGUGUUCAAUAUGUUUGAAUAUGACCAGACACUACGACUUGAAAGGACAGUUCUGGAAAUAGCUCUAAGUAACCGUAGUCUACUGCUAGCGUAGUUCUAAGUUUCUGGAAAGCUAGACGCCCACUCAAAUAGUUUAGCUUUUCAGAUCGUCAUCACAGGAGGUUCCUCAAAGUAGACCAGUAGAGUAGCGUCACCUGCACAUUAAGUUUGUAGACUUUACUGGAUUCUCAAAUUAUCUACGUCGAGUUUAAUAUUUGAUUUGUAGUUUCUUUUGUCUGCUGCUACGCUUUC
Messenger RNA from Physcomitrium patens, 2405 nucleotides. Lineage: Eukaryota; Viridiplantae; Streptophyta; Bryopsida; Funariales; Funariaceae. The record is from RefSeq and is a predicted model, not a curated record.